This is a messenger RNA of Panicum virgatum (switchgrass), 4925 nucleotides long. RefSeq lists its product as uncharacterized. The transcript is spliced from 2 exons. Lineage: Eukaryota; Viridiplantae; Streptophyta; Magnoliopsida; Poales; Poaceae. Bases 2087 to 4756 code for a protein of 889 amino acids. The record is from RefSeq and is a predicted model, not a curated record.
AAAACAAUAUCAUACCUACAUAGCUAUAGCGACUAAUAAGUAGCAGCCAUUCGUAAUAGAGCUUGUUGUUUCAAGUCCCAUGUAAUUCCUCAUAGCCAUAGCUUGCAAGCUAAGUAGCUGGAAAGUUACUCCCUCCAGUUCCCUAAAACAAGUCGUUUUGGACAUCGACACGGUCUAAAACAAACAACUUUGACCAUUACUUUUUGCUAUAAAAUAUUUAAAAAAUUUAGUCAACUUUUCUUUUAUUAAACUACAUUUUGAGAUGAAUCUACUUACGUCACUUUCACAUUUUCAAACUCAACACAAAAUAAUAUAUUUGUAGUCAAAGUUUAAAAUGUUUGACUUAGGACAAUCUCAAAACCACUUGUUUUAGGGAACCAGAGGAAGUAAAUAACAGCAUCCUAAGUCACCUUUCAGCGUGCAGUAAUGUCUUGUGGAAUAACCGUCAUGGGAUUUGGUUGCAACAGCCUGCCAGCGAUUAAAGCAGGCAGUCAAGGAGUAUUUUACCUAGGCAUAUGGGUGAUGAUCUUGUCUGGGGAUUGAUAGAGUAUGUCUUUGUUCAUAUAUAUUUUUUAAGGCUGUCUGCAUCUUAGAUGUGUAUAGGAAAUGAUCUCAAGAUAGUUGUAUCAUCUUUUACUUCAACAAAAGCUUCAUUUAUUAAAAACUUCCUUUGGCUGUAUUUUAAUGUGUAUUAAUAAAUGUAUAAUUUCAUGUAGUAGUUUUAGAAGAUGAAUAAUAGUAUCAUUUCCAUAUAACACAAUUGCUCAGGUAUGAGAACAUAUCUAUGGUCAAACCUGGAAAGUAUGAUGGCACAUAUAUUAGGACUAUGACAAAAAAAAAAGAUGGAGGGAGUUGUUUUAGCUGGGUGCAUACCUAUCUGAGCCGGUCUGUUGUUCUUUCAUGAGUUGGAGAAGUGAUUAGCAAAUUUUUAUUACUUCCCAUGAACUUUCUUAUUCUACUCCAGUUUCUUUACCUUUAGGAUCUCAUGAUGUCAUGUGCGCCACUUUUAACAAAGGAGAAAAGACAGAAACCCUCCACACUGUUUAAUGCUGAGCCAUGACAUUUUUCUCUCACAACAGAAUAUACAUGAUCCAUAUGGAAAAAAUACUCAGGUUCCCUUGCUAGUUAUUUUGAACAUUUAAACUGUAUAGAACAUAAUUUUAAUUAAUUUGACCCAUGUUUUCUGCUGCAAUAUGUCUACAAAACAUAAUGACAUUGCAACAUUAUAAAGCUACUUUGCAUGACAAUUAUAUGAUUCUCAUAUACGCAAUCCAAAUAUUUAACAAAAUAGUAGUGAAAGUUUCGAGGUCUCUAUAUCCUUUUCAAAAUGGCUAGUAUUAAUGAUGCUAUGAAGCAUUUACUUGUUUUACUAAAGGACCAAAGUAUCUUUAGGAAAGAAAUAGCAGGCGAAUGUCUCAUGCUUUUUGGUAUGAAUAAGGAAAAGAAAAGAGCAGGAGACAUGCAAGGAAUCGUGCAUGCUUUACAAGAUGAAAGGGGCGAACUGUGCUCCCCGGGACAAGAAACACGCAAGGAAUUGUGCAUGCUUUACAAAAUGAAAGGGCAACCUGUGGUAGCCUGGUACAUUGGCAAACUUGUCUGCGCACCUCUGUUCUAACUGUAGCAUAUUGGAAGGCCUCAUUAAAAUUUGUCAAAUUCAAGUUCUGCUUCUCCUGCUGCUCUUAUCCGUCAACUUUGUCCAUCCCACAGAAAUGUAGAAUAACUCAAUGACAUUUAUAUAUCGGGUGUGCAUGUAGGUUCUGGCAAGAAAAAUCCUCAACUGAUGGAUUAGAUUAAUGCUUGUGCUGUUGCUGUUCUUGCUUGGUCUUCUACGGUGGAAGUCACCAUGGACAUGGAGGAGAUAUUUGGGUGGGAUAUUGAUGAAGCCAAAGAGCAGAUACUUGAAUUUGUUAAGGGAAGGCCAGAGAAAAAAAUUAUCUAUUUUCAUGGAUGGGAUGGUUUUGGGGCGUCCCCAGUCCUCAAUUCGAUAGCAAAUGAACUUUCAUCACCGAAAAUGGAUGCUCCCCAGGAACUAUGCUUUGACAAAGUAUUGUACAUUGACUGCUCGGAAUAGAAAAGUAGAAGGGAAAUGCAGAGAGCAAUUGCCGAGGAACUGAAACUUGACCGUGGAACAAUGGCUAUGUUUGAUAACCAGGAUGAGGAGGAUGACUUCAAUGGACUGGAUAAAGACUCUAGGGAUGUGAUAGCAAGUAUUGCAACAGAGAUUGAUCGAACAUUGAGGGACUGUAAAUUUAUGAUGAUUUUUCUUAAUGGAAGUCAUAAUGAGGUCGACGUCACUAGAUUUGGCAUUCCACAGAUGACGGAAUUCCGUAACAACAAAAUGAUAUGGACAUUCAAGAGAAGGUUGCUGACGAUUCAUAGCCGCAGUUCUGAGACAGCAGCAAAGUUAAGAUACAGCCACCUUUUCCUCUCUGCUGCACUUGUGCAUGGAGAGUAUCAGAUCAGAGAGCCAGAAUUUUGUGCACUGGUGCAUGGAGAGGCUACUACCAUAGUUGCUCGGCACCAAAUGCUGGAUAUGGACACAACAAUGGUGACAGAAUGUUGCCUCUUUGAGCUAUCCCAACAUUAUAAUUUCCACUGUAUCACUAGAUUGGGUUGGGCUGUUCAUUCUUCUAACUACUGGAUAUGUGCUGGAAUCAUAGAAGGCAAUAAAGAAAUGGAGAUCAGAAAUGCAUUGCAUGGAGAGAUAAGAUGGGAGUGCGAUGCUCCUUUGCUUCAUCGUGUGCUUGAAAAAUUGAAUCCUACCUUUUCAGUAAAGAAGAUUACAAAGCCUCUAGCUGUUUCUACGAGGUGUCUAGUUAAAGAUCGUUGGAUUUGGAUCACCUCCCAGGAACAUGAAGUGGAUGGUAUGCAAGAUAUACCAGUAAGAGCAUCAUCGGUCUUCUUGGCAUUGGAAAGACCAGGUCACCUACAACCAUCUGAAAGAUCAGAUUAUCCACCAGCACUUGAAGGACAAGAUUGCCCAGCCGUAUUGCCAUCUGACAUGUUCAAAUAUUCCAGGAGCCUUGCUGUGCUGGUUCUCUCUUAUUGUGCCUUCAGUUUUGCAUCACCGCCUUUCCUCAUGUGCAAUAGCCUAAGAUUCCUUGGUUUGGACAACUGUAAGCACAAGCCAAGUGAACAAUAUUGUGAUACAGAUGCAGAGUGGACAUUCUUGCUUAGUCUAUGGGUGCUCGAGAUACGCUACACAGAAUGGGACGAGAUCCUAUCCAGAGAGAAGAUGGAUCUCAUGAGUAACCUGAAGGAGUUAAAUAUAGAGGGAGUUAGGAGCUGGCAGUACAUCAAUCAACUAAGGAAAAUACUACCCCACCUUUAUAGGCUAAGGAUUACCAAUCCUAGGAUUUAUCAAGCGGAAACAACAGAUGCAGAUGACUCAUUUAUGGACAAGGGAAAGCUACAAAUACUUGAUCUGUCUGGCAACAGGGAGAUGAAAGUUGUACCAAGUAGACUAUCAAAGGCAAGUAGCCUUCAGGUGCUUCUUCUUGAUGGCUGCCUUGGACUUGAAUGUGUUAUUGCACCUCAUACGCUUCCAUCAUCUCUCAUUUCCUUCAGCCUCGAUGGCUAUGGAGCAGCAUCCCAUUGGACACCAGCUAUUAAUCUACUACCUCCUAAAAAUUUGCGUCCAUCUUCUACAGGUCAGAAGGAUGCCAAGAUCUCCAUGAUAUGCCUAGAGGGCUGUACGAGUUUGGAGAAUUUGUUUCUGCGUGGACUACCUAAUCUUGUGGAGCUGGACCUGUCAGGAACUGGAAUCAAAAUACUUGACUUUACAACUAUGGUGAUGCAAGUCACAUGUCUCAGACGAUUGUUUCUGCUGGGCUGUGAGCGCCUUGUUGCGAUAAGAUGGGAUCAGAAGAGUCGAUACGCUAUACAUCCACAACUAGAGCUCCUAUGCAUUGACACACGAGCUGGGACUGGAUAUUCUCGGCCAUCCAUAAACCAUACCAAAAAGUCCUUCAGGCUGCAGAUACAUGCCAUUCUUUCGGACGCAAGGCUUGCUCGAUCCUUGUGGCCAGCAAUAGACUGCUACAGAGGCAAGGGCAGCCUUGUGGAUGUUUAUUUUAAUAUCCUUGUCACCUAUAUGCCUAUUGUUUAUAGCAGUGGGGAGGAUGCUCAACCUGAAGCUACCCACAGGAUGCUUGCAGAGGCAAAGCAGUAUGAUGAUGUCCAUGCCACGGCUGGUGAUGCUCCAAUGCAGGAUUUCCCACAGGCUCCGAUUACCGAUUUGAAUCGCCAUGUAGGGAUUUCCCAGGGGAGCCGUGGUCUGGAGAGCGAACUGCUUGGAUAUUUCCCUGCGCGUAAUAAUUUGGCUCUUCUGAUGAGAAGGUGUGCUGACUCCCUGCACCUGCAUGACAUUGACAUCUCAACCAGUGCAAACAUGCCCAUGAAUGAAUGGGAUUACCUUAGGCAAUGCCAUGUGGAGAGGUGCCCCAAUUUGGAUACCGUCUUUCGAGGAACAUAUGGCUUCGAGGCUAUGGAGACUAUUUGGGCAUCGGAUCUCCUGAUGGCCCGCUGCAUCUGGAGCAAACGUGGUUCCUAUCACCAUUACAGCUCCUUUGGGGAACUGCAGCAGCUGAACCUGCGUGCCUGCCCCAGACUCCGGUUCGUGCUUCCACUGUGGGCUUCCUCCCUCCCCAGAUUGGAGACACUCCACAUCAUCAACUGCAUGGAUCUGAGGCAUGUAUUCGUGCUGGACGAAGGCCCGCGUAACAUUCCCCAAUCUGACGACCAUCCACCUGCAUAACCUCCCAAUGUUGCGGCAGAUAUGUGAGGCCCAGAUGCUGAUGCUGGCGCCCGCGCUCAUGACCAUCAAGAUCAGGGGAUGCUGGGGCCUACGCCGACUACCAUCCAUGGAAGGGCGUGGCAUACACAUGGAGAAGCCGACGGUAGAGAUCGAGAAGGAUGUCUGGGAU